AAAUACAUAGAAAUCCACCGAAUUAGAAUUACUGAAGUUUAUAACAUUUUUUUCCUGGCAUUUAUGACAUCUUUGUUGUUUUAGUAUGAUUGUUCAGCGUAACGUAAAUGGAGGUUUUUAUAAAAGAACAUUGGGUAUCCCGGAAGCAUUCAGGGCCCUUCCAUGCCCCUUCUAGACCGUGCAGCUGACUUCGUCGGGAUUCAUCGCAUCGUUUAUCAGCAAACGCGCCCCCCACGGAGGCGACGCCGCGCCCGGCCCCCAGCUGGAAGCAGGAGCUGCCCCCGCCUCGGCGCUUCCCAGCUGCAGCGUUCCGCCUCGGCGUGUGGCCGCGUUUCGGCAGCCGGCUCCCGGCGUAAACAUGUCCGCCGCGCAGGAUGGCGGCCCGGCGACGCUGCCCUGCGUCCUCAUUACGAGCUGCGACCCCGGUUUCAAGGAGGGGGACUUGGUUAAGCAGAUCCUUGGCGUAUCGAUAUUGCCAGAGCCUGCCCAACAGCAGGGGGCAGUGUGCUGGUAUCCAUGGACCAUCAACAAUAAGUACUACACGGCAGAUGUCAGCCUGUGCGUGGUGCCCAGCACGUUUCAGAUGACGGGGGACAUUGCCAAGGCGGUGCAGGCUUUCAUCAUCUACUUUGACAGCAGAGAGAGCGGGGGUCUGAGCGGCGUGCUACCCUGGCUGCCUGUGGUGGAGGAGCUGGCCCCGGAGAUACUCAUCCUGGUUUGUGACCACGUGCUGGACAGUGGAGUGAGCCGACAUCAGGCACAGCAGUGGUGUCUGUCCCACACCUUCGAGCUGGUGGAGCUUAACCCUGAGGACCUGCCGGACGAGGACGAUGACUUUCCAGAAUCCACAGGAGUGAAGAGGAUCGUCCAGGCACUCAAUGCCAAUGUCUGGUCGACCGUCGAGAUGAAGGAAGAGCACAGCCAAGGUAUCGGCUUGAUGAGUAGCCUGGUAGCGUCUCGAAAUAACAACCGCCACGCAAGCCAGGAGUCCCACUCUCCCCGCCCGCCAGCAGAGGGCGCCAGUGGUAACAAAGCGGAAGAGAGGACCGAAAUGGCUGCCAACGCUGAGCCAGGGAAUAACAUACUGGACCCCACAAUAGACGUAGACAUCCAGGAACUAGCAAGUCUCACAACCGGGGAUGCAGAUGUUGAAAAUUUUGAACGCUUAUUUACCAAACUAAAGGAGAUGAAAGAUAAGGCGUCCUCGUUACCCCACGAAGAGAGGAAGGUCCAUGCGGAGAAGGUCGCCAAAGCCUUCUGGAUGGCGAUUGGAGGAGACCAGGAUGAGAUUGAAGGACUGUCAUCUGGAGAGGACAGCUAAUACUUGGCUGGCAGAUGCUCCAUCCUGUCGUCUGCUUGCAUUGACUCUCUCUUGGCCCACGAAGUCCAGGACCCAGGAUUUUGUGGGGGGGGGGGGAGGGUGCUGAGAAUGACCACCUUUCUCUUGGCUUGUAAUGCCCUGUGUUCCCAGGACAUGAGGCAGUAACGGGCAGUGACAUAGUGCACGUUACUUAGCAUUGAUCAUGGUGGAGGGUCUGAGACGGCCUUGCGUCAUACCCCACUGCAGAAGACUGCAACCUGCUCUCAGCUCAUCCUUCAAGACUGUCUUCUACUGAUGUCCAAAAAAAAAACUACACUCCACAAGGUUUGUGUACAAGCAUGUCUCUGGGUUUUUUUACCAUAAUUAUGUGAAGUAGACUCAACAAAAGCAAACCACUUUUGAUUCAUCUUCAGUAUAGACGUUCAGCAACUCCUCUCAGAUUUCUUCAGAACAGAUUGUUUUGUUACAUAAGAUGGGAACCGGAGGGUAAUUUCAGUGAUUAUAGUAUUUUAAGAGUUGUAUUAAAGAUUGUACACCAAUAUAAACAAUUCUGUGAGCAGA
This is a messenger RNA of Paramormyrops kingsleyae, 1882 nucleotides long. RefSeq names its product alpha and gamma adaptin binding protein (gene aagab). NCBI's taxonomy places the organism in Eukaryota, Metazoa, Chordata, Actinopteri, Osteoglossiformes, Mormyridae. The record is from RefSeq and is a predicted model, not a curated record.